Molecule: messenger RNA, 1608 nt
Organism: Babesia bigemina
Lineage: Eukaryota; Apicomplexa; Aconoidasida; Piroplasmida; Babesiidae
Product: pre-mRNA cleavage complex II protein Clp1, putative
Exons: 7
Coding region: 1-1608 (535 amino acids)
Biological process (GO): RNA processing
Cellular component (GO): nucleus
Molecular function (GO): ATP hydrolysis activity; polynucleotide 5'-hydroxyl-kinase activity
Source: RefSeq, a predicted model, not a curated record
AUGGCAUCGCUGCCGAUUCGGACUUACACAUUGGCUCCUUUCAGCGAGCUAAGGAUUGUCAGUCACGACUCACAUGAUGGCAUACCUGUGCUCCCUUCCGUCAAGCUGCUUAACACGCCGGCGGCUGCGGCGGACCUUCUACCGAAUAUGCGCGGUACUGCGGAAAUCUACGGCCGAGAACUUGCUCCUGAUGUAGAUCGCACGAUAGAGGAAGGCGAAAAACUCGCCGUGUUUACGUGGGUCGGGUGUUCCGUUCAGGUCAAAGGCAUGGUGGAACAGGAGUACGACGGCGAGGAUCACGCUAUGAAGGAGUAUCUUAAUGUUGCCAACGUGCUGAAUGCGGAGAGGGAAUUGGCCUCAGUGAAAAGGACCCAAGGACCAAGGGUUUUAAUCACCGGCGCGCCAUCUAGUGGCAAAUCAACUGUGGCGAUGCUAUUGUGCAACUAUGCACUGCGAGGUGGUUGGACACCCGUUUUUGUCGAGGCUGACCCGAGAGCAUCAACGGACAAACGUCAAAUACAAUUUUACCCAGGCACCAUCGGAGCCACGGUCGUCACGAACGCAGCGGAAAUGGAUUCUAAGAAUCCAUUGGUGUAUUUUUAUGGUUACUCCGGCGCGCAGGAGAACGAAAAACUCUAUCUUCAAAUUUCGAAAUCGAUGGGAGCCUCAUUGGACGCCAUGAUGGAGAACUCCUCCCAGACCCAACCCCAUAGCAGACGCUCAGACGAGGUCUCGGACAUGGGCAAAUACAUCGCAGCUUCAGGCAUGAUCAUCAACGCGCCGUAUUCGGCAAACCGCGACCUGAUCGUAAAACUCGCCGAAAUAUACUCGGUGUCGCUUAUACUCGUCAUAGACAGUCCUUCAGUGCGUCAGGACCUGGUCCGCACGUUCGCCGCCAUCAGGGAUGGUCAGCGCGCCGCCACUCCGCUUACAGGCGUUCGAGGGGACGUGGCCCCGGGAGCGUUGGGCAACCUUGCAUUCCAGGAAACACCAGAACAGAAGGCACAUACUCAGUCGGAUUUAAAUGAGACGCAAACUGCUUUCGAUGGUGCCGAUGCCUCCGAUGACAAGGCGACGAGGGAGGUGACGGUGCUGGCGAUAAACAAGCUGGAGGGCGUCGUGCCCGUCGACCUGGAGAGGGUCAAGUACCUCAACAGCAGGUGCUGGAAACGGUACUUUCAGCGUACAAAUGCAGGUGAAAUGCACGUGAUCCGGUUUCCGAUGGAAAACGUCAAACUCGUGGUAUUAGAGACUUCCGUCGCACUGUCCAAGGACGCGCUGCCUACGGACGACACGGGGUACAUGACGCGGAACGAAGUAUACGCGUCGAUGUGGAACGGAGAUCCGUUUUCACUAACGAACGGUGUACUUGGCAUACCUGCAGCUGACGAUGCCACGCUUAUACCCUACUGCAAUCUGCUCGGGUUCGUACUGGUGAGAAAAGUUGAGGAGAGGGCGCAGCAGCCUGACGCGGAAACGGAUGGUGAGCCGGCCCCACGCACCUACGUGAUGGAGGUGCUCUGCCCCGCUGUAUACUCACCUUCGUCUCUCCCUGCGUACCUUCUGGUCGCGGGGAACCAACGAGUUAUGAGGUGGCAGACCAUAUGA